AUGUUGCCGAGUCGAAACCGUCUACUCAAUACAGACACCAUCUAUCCUGUGAAUCCGUCAUGUUUUACCAAAGCAAGGGGUGGUACAGUUACUGCCGGAACUCUGUCUCCCAACAGCUCGAGUGACUUCAACUGCAGCCAGCCUGGACUUCCUUCUUCAUUUGGCCACAUAAGCGCCUCGGCCAGCAACAAUUGUCAUGGUGAAGAGAAUGAGUACAACUCUGGCAACCGACAAGAAGGCCGGUUGAGGCCAGCAAGCUCUCUAGACCGGCUUUCUGAAAAGGAGGCACCAGGUUGGAGGAGUAGUCCUGACCGAGAGGACGACAUAAAUCAGGACGAGAAAAAAGCAUUUCUCGGACAAACGAGUACAGAAUCGGAUCUACAGGUGAGCUGA
This is a messenger RNA of Protopolystoma xenopodis, 393 nucleotides long. NCBI's taxonomy places the organism in Eukaryota, Metazoa, Platyhelminthes, Monogenea, Polystomatidea, Polystomatidae. The record is from the annotation of a GenBank genome assembly.